This is a messenger RNA of Zootoca vivipara (common lizard), 4053 nucleotides long. It is a transcript of the gene GOLT1B, whose product is annotated as golgi transport 1B. Gene Ontology annotation, biological process: endoplasmic reticulum to Golgi vesicle-mediated transport; retrograde transport, endosome to Golgi. Gene Ontology annotation, cellular component: membrane; endoplasmic reticulum. The record is from RefSeq and is a predicted model, not a curated record. NCBI's taxonomy places the organism in Eukaryota, Metazoa, Chordata, Lepidosauria, Squamata, Lacertidae.
GGCGGCGGCGGCAGCCGGGAGGAUCCGGCAGCCUGAGCUGAGGGAAGCGAGGCAAGGAGAGGAGGGGCUGCGUGUUUCCGGAAGACGUGGCGGCUGCUGCUACCGCUGCUCGCUACUGAGGCGGCUUCGUUCGUCUGGUCGCUCUUCCGCCGCCGGCUCCCGCCUUUCCCCCUAAGAGUCCUGUCAGCGCGCACUCCGCGCUGCUCCUGCCGUCGCCAUGAUUUCCCUCACGGACACUCAGAAAAUUGGAAUGGGUCUCACAGGUUUUGGAGUGUUUUUCCUUUUCUUUGGAAUGAUCUUAUUUUUUGACAAAGCACUUUUGGCUAUUGGGAAUGUUUUAUUCGUGGCUGGCCUGGCUUUUGUGAUUGGUUUAGAAAGGACAUUCAGAUUCUUCUUCCAGAAACACAAAGUGAAAGCCACAGGCUUCUUUCUGGGUGGUGUACUUAUAGUUCUUAUUGGCUGGCCCUUGAUAGGAAUGGUCCUUGAAAUUUAUGGCUUCUUCCUCUUAUUCAGGGGCUUUUUCCCUGUGGUGGUUGGUUUUAUUAGAAGAGUGCCGGUCCUUGGAUAUCUCUUGAAUUUACCUGGCAUUAGCUCACUUGUAGAUAAAGUUGGAGAAAGCAACAGCAUGGUAUAAUGGCAAGUGUGACGAAGACUGGUUCUAAACUUAUAAUAUUAUUUAUAAGGUCCUUCUGAAGAAAAGAUCAGCACAAAGAUUCUCUUGUGUACAGAGGCAAAGUUUGUAACGGUCCUGACGUAAGUUUUUAAUUUACACCAUAGUCUGCAAAAUACAUUUUUAGCAAAGAGCAAGUGUGCAGCCAGGACUUUCAGCACCAGGAAUUCUGUGAAUUGAACUGAAGAAAAAGUCAUGGGGAAACCCAUGGUAUUAAAACUGUUCAAGACUACUUAAUGCUUUUGGGAUAUGAGCUAAAUGCAGCAACUUCCCCCAUGGAACUAACAGUGCCUGUAACUUUUACCUCCUACUUUUGAAGGUGUAGCAGAGCAAAUAGGAGUCACCCUUCUCUCUUUCUUCCUGCCAAACUUCCUCCCCUUUCUCAAAAAGAAGGUAAAUCACCCCCUCCUACAUUUUUUCUUCUGCUGAAAGCAAGAGUUCCCGUAAGCAUGAUGCGCAGUGUGUUUUAAGAUUGAUUGCAGUCUUUACUGUGUGCGAUAGCAGAGGAUUCCACUGCACGAACAUGCCAUAUAAACCAUGUAAAUGUGUGGCUGAAAUACUGCUUUGUAGGAAAAUGUUUAAAGCCAAAGGUAAAUUCAGAUUGGGUGUGUAUUUACCUUUUGGAAUAUGCAAAAACUAAUUAUUUUUUGUACUAAACUUCAGUCUUAAACUACUCAUGGUUUUAAUAUCCAUUUAGUUUGGCAGGGAACCAAUUUUACACUCCUUUUUGACUGGUUCUCCUUGAUACAUGUUACAUCUAUUUAUCACAAAAAGGAUAGAACCCUUUCUUACUUAAUACGUUUUGUGUGCAUCAUGUUUAGCUCCUGAAAGUUUAAGUUUUAAGGCUCAACACAUUUUAUGAACUCAGACCUCCUCAGCUAGCCGAACCUCUGAAAAGACACUUCAUUCCUGAAUAUUCCUGCUCUCUUGUCUGCAGCUAAUGUAACAUCCUGUUUUGUACACUGGCAAAGCACCUGGCUAUGUCACAAAGGCACUAAGAUUUGGGCAUCCUAUCCUUGUUUUAGGAGAGCAUGUUACAAAGCUAAUUUAUUAUGUAAAUAACUUUUUCUGAAAACUAAGUACAAAAACAUUAAGUAUGCUGGGAGGAAGUCUUGGAGAAUUGUAUUAUAGCAGCAUUGAUCAAGUGCCACAUCUCAAGGCCGUUUUUUAAAAAUUGCUGUGGCUUAAUUUUUUUCCUAUCCCAGCAUUUAGGAAGGAUGCAUAUUUCAGCACCUGAAGAGUUUCUGGGCCACUUCAGACAUUCCACUGAAGUGGGAAGUGUGAAUUGACUUAUACUGGGACAGAACUUGCUUUGUCCCCAUUGCCCCGAAGAAGAUGCAGAUAUAUAAUGGAAAGGAAGCGCAGCUAUUUCUGCUUCCCACCAUGUCUGCGGAAUGUCUGAUUGUGGCUCUUGUACAAAUAUCUAGAUCGAACUGGUGUUUGUGGGCAAAGCUGCAUAUAAGCCCCCAUGAGGAUGAACAUCUAUCAACUGACUUGCGUGACUGAUUUUGAAACACUGGUAUAAACCACUCUUGUCUGCUAAUGACAGAAGUAGCCAUUUUAAUCGAAUGAGUGAUUAUUUAAAUAAACAUUUUUAGUUGUGGUAAGCCAGUUUUUUAAAAAAAUACUUUGAAAAAAUAAUUGAUGCUUCUGGUUGAAAGAGCAAUCUUUGCAUGAGCUUCCCCAUUUUGCUCGUUUCCUCUUGAAGAAAGAAAACUGUCUCUUAGGAAAUGCAAUAGAUUUUGGGGGGUUUUUUGCCAAAAAGCUCUGAAAUUGGUUUUCUUCAGUCCUGAAGCCAUUUGUGUACCUCCAUAUCAAUCUCACUGUGACAGAUGUUGCUGCCUGUAAAAAAAAAAAUGGUUCCGGGGUUCCAGCUGCAAUUCUGAAAAAAAUUAGAAUGCAGAUCCUGUUGAAUCAAAUGGGACACACUUAUGAAAUAAGGUUUUGCAGCUCAAACUUUUUUCCUGGUGCUGUGUAUGCACUACUGUUUAAGCAGAACACCUCUGGCAUAUGCUUGAUAAUCCUCACAUGCAGGUUUAACUGCACAGGAGUGCAUUCGUGAGUCAUUCCUGUAUCUGAAAUCAAUUAACCCAUAUUUGGGGCUACAAGGGAUACGCUUAAGCUUUGGAGCAACUGAGAAUUCAUACAUCAUUCCUAGAGCUGUAAUAGGGGCCUGUUCAGGUGUUGCUUUGACUUUGGGAUUCUACCUAGGAAGAGUUCUGGAGCAGGUCUCAGAUUUCGGUGUUCUCUUCCUUGCCCCUCACUUAUGAGGAGUAGGAACUAAAUGGAGAACCAUCUAUGCUCCUGAUUCAGCCAGGUAUUACCAAGUUAGGGAGCUCCUAUGUUCAGAUAAAUGCCAAAUUUUCCUCCUCUCUUCCUGCAGUUAGGGGAACAGGAGGAAACUGCUCCUGCUGGGUACAAUCUCAUAGAGAAAUACUGUCUAAAUGCACCCUUAGGUUAAUCAUGCCCAUGUCAUGUUCUCAUGGCUCUGGUUUCCUUGCAAGUUGGACGGACCUAUGUUGUUAAAUAGUGAAUGGUGGUACCACUGUAGUCCUCUAGAAAGUAAAAGCGAAGACAAUUGAAUUCUUAAAAUGGCCCAAUUUGAUAGAAAUCCUGCCAUUUUGUGGCAAGCAUUGCGUUAAUCUUUAAGCGCCUCUUUAAAAAGACAGCAUGGGCAAAAGUGGUCAAGACACACAAACCACCCAGUACAAUUCUUGUUUUGACUUCCCACAGCCCUGUGUGAUUAGAAAGGCAUGCAGAUUACUUCUGCACACAAAAAUUGUUGCAGGACUUUAAGAGUGGGCAGUACCUCUCUCACUGCCCUUUGGCAAAAUGGAAUGUUCUUCAAAAGUAGGCUCCCUUCUGACUAAUAUGCUGAGUUCAGGGGAUUCCAAAGAUCUAUGUUGGAGCAACAUCCUGAAGCUUCUCAAGGCUUUGACUUGUAAUUGGUAGCAGAGAUAGGCUAUGAGCAGAGCAUAAGACCUGCAAUUUUCAAGGUAAUGCGCCUUGGCAAAUACAAAAUAUAUAUAUUUUGUGAUGUUGGUAUUAUGAUAGAGGUCAAAAUUAAUUUGUGCAAAGUUGGUAUUAUGAUAGAGGUCAGAACAACUUCUUAGCCUUAAGGCCACUAUCCUAUGUCUUUUACUUGGGAGUAAGCACACUGAACUGUGUGGGGCUUACUUUCAAGUAUGACAUGCAUAGGAUUGGGCUGCAUGUGUUGUAUUCUUUCGCAGAAAAAAAAUCUGUAACAACAAAAUACAUUUUAUCGCAUUUAAAUGUAAUUCUUUAUUGCUGCUGUAAGAAUCACAUGAGAAUCUUGUCCUGGGGGAAAAAAUACUGUAAAUACACUUGUCAUACCUUGAAUAAAUGGGUACUUUUUCUAUUAA